Messenger RNA from Toxoplasma gondii ME49, 691 nucleotides. RefSeq lists its product as hypothetical. The coding region runs from base 304 to 612 and encodes 102 amino acids. NCBI's taxonomy places the organism in Eukaryota, Apicomplexa, Conoidasida, Eucoccidiorida, Sarcocystidae. The record is from RefSeq and is a predicted model, not a curated record. The transcript is spliced from 3 exons.
AUAUUCUUUGGUUGUGAUGGACUACUGACAUAUUUUAUUUCCUCCAUCUCCGUUAGAGGUGAACGUCGAGGCAAAACAGUAGCUAGAAGGCACUGUGUCUGGCGAAUAACUCGCGAGUUUCCUACUUGUACGCCAAAGCUAACCGCUGGCAUACCUACUUUUCUUCGGUUCCUCACUUCAAGGGCAUUUCCUGAGAGCUAGUGGCUGCUCGGCGCACGGGGACACCGCCGUCUCCCGCACUCUUGGCAAGCGUGUGGUAUCUGCGAGGAGUUUGCAAAGUUCGACUUCGAAAAAGGAAGCACAAUGCCAAGCACAGGGGAGAGUGAUACCGGUGGCAAGUGCCCCCCAUCGUCCAGUAAACUCCCAGAACUACGCGUUUCAUCGCCGAAGGACCAGCCUGCUUCAUCGCCAUACAUGGAUCCAAGCACGGGCAAGGCUAUUCCCAUCGAAAAGGGCGACUGGCGACGGACAGGCGUGCCUCCCACUCAACCACAAGCCGAUGGUGAAUCGCAAUGUGUUGACGGCAAAAACGUGCUCGAUCCAAAUCAACUUGAUUUCAGAAUAGAAAGACAAGAGAGUCGCCUUCCAGAAGAAGAAGAAAUAAAGUACUGAUUAGGGGUCCGCUGAACGGCAGUAUAAUUUCCUCCGUAGUCGGCCAGCUCUGUGUAUAGUGGGUGCCGCUCCAUUCAGU